AUGCAACACAAAAUGCAUCCGAUCAUAAGCAAAAAAACCGGCGUAUCAUCAUCUGUCACCACGCAAACCCUGACCCUGACGGCCAUCUUUAUGCUAACGCUUAGCUAUGCUAACGGGUUUGCAACGUUACCGACGGAAUUGGAUCGACCGCAGCGCUGCCAGCUCGAGCGUACGUACAAAAUGGUUGGCUACAAUUGUGCGAAUUUAAAUCUGAAGGAGAUACCGCAAACGCUCAAGUCAAGUCUAGAGAUAUUCGAUCUGAGCUUCAAUCGGAUCCGUGAUUUAAAUGCUCAAUCCUUUGCCCGCUACACCUCGGUCAAGUAUCUGUAUCUGUUCGAGAAUAUGCUCCACAACAUUGACGAUGAUACGUUCAGCUUGCUGACGAACCUAGAGGCCAUCGAUCUUUCGUACAACGCACUAAAGAGUAUACCGCUCGAGCUGUUCCAGCUACCCGUCCUGCGCAAUCUGUACGUCAGCCACAAUGCACUGUACGAGCUGGACAGCUCACUGGCCCUGCUCGAAAAACCCAUCAAAGCUCCGCUGCAAGUGCUCGGCCUAGCCGACUGUCGCUUGCAGCGUUUGCCAGACUUUGGCGUCCUGCCCGACCUUUGGCAGCUAAACAUUUCGUCCAACCCGAUGAAAGAACUCACCCUGGGUCAGUUUUCGCCCAUGUGCAAUCUGAAAACGGUCGAUCUCAACAACACACAGGUUCCCAUCUGCGCUUGUCAGGUGCUUACGGCGGAACUCGUUCUACGGCGAACCAAAAUCAUGUAUCCACCACUAUACUGUAUACCGCUUACAUCGUCAGAGCAAAACCUCUGCCAAGCAGAAGCGGGACAGGAGAUCCAGCCGGAACAGGUGGCCGAUUUUCACCAGUGUAUGGAGAUCCAAAAAUCCCGCCAGCUCGACACGGAAGCCAAAUCGACGUGGACCAAAAUCGUUGGAGCGGUUGCCGGCUGUAUAUUACUGCUUGCCAUCGUACUCUUCUACCUGCAUCGAAGGAACGAGCGGAAGCUGAAGGCGAAGCUGAAACGAAACCAACAGAAAGCACCACUGAAGAACAUUAACCGUGUUAUGGUGCCACAGACGCCCGGUGCUCACGAAGAAGCGCCUACGGAAACUGCCGUGAAGUGUGAUAAACUGUUGAGCGAUUGUGAUUAGAGUGAAACGCA
Molecule: messenger RNA, 1172 nt
Organism: Anopheles maculipalpis
Lineage: Eukaryota; Metazoa; Arthropoda; Insecta; Diptera; Culicidae
Gene: Lapsyn
Product: tsukushi
Exons: 4
Coding region: 1-1161 (386 amino acids)
Molecular function (GO): protein binding
Source: RefSeq, a predicted model, not a curated record